Molecule: messenger RNA, 2225 nt
Organism: Diuraphis noxia (Russian wheat aphid)
Lineage: Eukaryota; Metazoa; Arthropoda; Insecta; Hemiptera; Aphididae
Product: interference hedgehog-like
Biological process (GO): nervous system development; cell-cell adhesion
Molecular function (GO): protein binding
Source: RefSeq, a predicted model, not a curated record
AACUAGAAAUGGAUUAUGGAUGUAUUGUUUUAUUGUAAAUAUCCAAUAAAAAUUAAUACUAUAUUUUUAUUAGAUUCUACAACACGAUCUCCUCAACGAGACCGAAAAGACAGAAACCAUAAAGGAAAAGGUAGAAAGAAAGAUAAAAAAAAAAAAGGAAAUGAAAUGGUUCCUCCUUCACAACCAAAUGUAACUAGGUUAACAGAAAAUUCAGUGAUGGUACGAUGGUUUGUUCCACCAAAUGAUGGACUGCAAAUUCGAUUUUUUAAAUUGCAGUACAAAGAAGUUGGAGGAAGUUGGAAUACAAGCAGUGAUGAUAUACAAAUGCAUAUUCGAUGUUAUCAAGUGGACAAGUUAUUACCUGAUCGCGAUUAUGUAUUUAAAAUAGCUGCAGUGUAUUCAAAUGAUGAUAAUAAAUCUGGUCCAACUUCAAAACGUUUCUUUUUGAGUAAAGGACCACCUAAUAGAUCUUUAAUACCUCCAACUUUAGUAUCAGCCAAAGCCGUUGAUAGUACUUCUAUAUUAUUAGAAUGGGAGUACCUAAAUUCCGUAUUAGCUCCAGUUCAAGGGUUCUAUGUCUAUUAUCGAGCUACUAGUACUGCAGGUGAUUACACCAAAGCCAUUGUAGAUGGUCAAGAUACCCGUGUCUUUGUUGUUACACAUUUAACCCCAGAUACUUCAUAUGAUUUAAAAUUACAAAGUUUUACUGUACAUGAAGCUUCCAAUUUUAGCACCAUACUCACACACAAAACAUUUGGAGAACCUAAGACAAGUACAGAUACUCCAAAGUGGACAGACAAUGUACCAGAUAAUGUUGCAAAUAAUAAUAAUGUAUAUUCAACAAUCGGUGGUGUGAAGUCACUCUAUGUUUUGCUUGGUGCAGUAGCUGCUGUAAUUGGAGCUAUUAUACUACUWAUAUUUUUUACCGUAUGCAUAUAUAGCAAACGGUUGUCAUUAAACUCCAACUCUCCAGAGCUGAACAAGAGUUCUGAAGCAGUAUCAGGACUAGAGCCAUUAUCAAUGAAUGGAUUUGCCCUAAAAAAUGGUAAAAUGAUUAAUGGAUGUACUUUGCCAAUGGCCUCUGAGAAUACACAUGGGCAUACUCAUCCACCCAAUGGAUAUGUYAUUCAUCCAAUUAACAUUACUAGUAAUCCACUUGCUCCAGAUGCUAAAAAUGCUAUAGAAAUCUCUUAUUUGGCAAAUCAUAAUAACAAUUGUUCUGAAAGCGAAAUUAAUUCACUGCCCAGACGAGCUAUGCCCUUGCCUAUAGAAACGCCAAGAACAUGGCAUUCUAAAGAAGCAAAAGAUGAAAACUAUGUUUGAAACUGAAGGUAGUUUUAUAAACACACAGAUAAGAUGGAAAUCUACAAGACUGAAUGCAAAGUCCUGCCAAUAAAUUGCUCAUUGAUAAGAUACUUUUAUAAUUAUAAUUUAUAACAACUCAGUUUUAUCUAUGUGAAGAACUAUUUUGUGUAUACUUUAAUUACACAGUCAGAUUUUUCAUAAUUAAAUAAUUGCAUAUUUUGUGUAAAAUUAUCAGUAUUGAUUUUUUAAUAAUUUCUCUUAUUUGUUUGUUAACUAUUUUUUUUAAAUUGUUUUUAGUUAUGCAGGGUACUUAUGUGAUUUAGAUUAAGAAUUUAUAUUUAUACGAUCAUAUAAUUUAGUUUUUAGUGUACCCAAAAAUAAUUGUAAUCUGUGUGUUUAAUUAAUUUAAACUAAAAUUUUAAUUUAUUAUCUACAUUAACAGUAUUACUAAACAGUGGCGUGUUGGAUUUGUUAUUGACGAUGAUUGAUGUUAUACGCAUAUCCUAAAACUGAAGUUUAAUUAUAUUUCAUUUUUGGCAUUAACUACAAAAGUUUAAUAUUUCGAGUUACAUUGUAAGAAUUCUAAAUCAAUGACACCUAUCAUAGUUUWUGUGUUUUCUUAAAUACUUAUACUUAACCAUUAUUUUAAUUUAAAUUGCCAUGUUUAUUUUACACAAUCAUAUUUAGAUUACUGCCCAAAUGAUUGCCUAUUAAAGAGUUGACCUAUAACGUCACUGUUAUUUAAUGUUCUCGUACUAUUAGAUUUGUUUGCUCAUAUUGUAAUUCAGUAUUAACAGUAGUAACUAGUAGUUAUUUUCUACUUCCUAUAUUUGUGUUUCUUGUAUUAUGUUAUCUAAAUUUUAAAGUAUAGUUAUAAAUCAUUUAACAAUAUGUUAAGUCAAAGUGCAAUUUUAGUUUAU